AUGGCUGAAGAUGCCGAGGAUGAUAUUGGGCUAUCGUUGUUAUCAAACAGUAGUAAAAAUUCUCCAGGGCGUCCGGGGCCCCCAGCAAGAACAAUCUCUAAUGGGCUGAGAUCCCCCUCGUCUCCCAAUUUGCUCCCGAUAUCCCCUCGACGACUCACUCGAUCCAAUACUACUCCCCGAAAACACUCGUAUGCUGUCCAUCAGCCGAGUUUGAGUCUUGACGGUCUUUUCAUGGAGCCUGCGAAGAUAGCAAAAUUGCGCCGGUGGAUUUCUGGCAUAGUAAUCGUCGAUUUCGAUUUAGAACUAGGUCCGAAGGUAUCCUGUACUUAUCCCCCGCUGGACCUGUCGCCUUCGGAGGCAGAAAAUAUUGCCUUCUCCUCGUUUCCGGACUCUCCACAAUUUGAUCAGGGUUCACAAGUUCAUUCUUUUAGGAUACGAGUGCAUAGUUCGGCUGAGGAUAAGCUGCUUCGGCCCAGCAGCCAGCGCCCUAUCUCCGAAGAUGGCUACAUAUACGGAUUUUCUCAUUUCACCCAACGGAGGGAUGCUGCCUCUAAACGCGGAUAUCAGCAGCGCUCCGUAGUCAUUCUUACUCAUCUCGCAUACCCCGCAUUUUUUUAUACCCUCCUGAACAAACUCGGACCUGCAUUCUUAUCCCAUGGCGGACCUAUGCUGGAGGCCGCCUGCCAUAAUAUUGCUAACUGGUCAGAUCCUAGCUCCGGCGCAGUCCUCGAGCUGGGUUUCCUUGGCGCAGUCUUUUUUACUGAGCUCCCGCUCAACGCUGACACACAGCAAGCUCUGCAGAAUGCUUCCUCCAGACGGAAAGAUGGAUCUUAUGACCCUCAGUAUCAUAUACUGGCGUCGCUACCUCCUCCGGACCCACCGGUUCUAUGCCUCUUUGAAGCAUGUUUACCUCAAUUGUGGUCAAUAUGGGAGUGUCUUGUGCUGUGUGAGCCUAUCCUUGUGUACGGUCCUUCACCUGCCAUGACAAGUCAAGCCAUUUGGUGGCUGCGAGACAUCCUACGACCAAUUCCUCAAGCUGGUGAUUUUCGGACAUUUUUCACCAUUCACGACGCGGACUGCAGUGCGUUGGUGAAUUCGCGCCCACCAGGUACAGGACUUAUACUUGGAGUCACUAAUCCUGUCUUCGAGCGCUCUUGCAAACAUUGGCCACACGUGCUCAGUCUUGGGCGAUCCCCUCCUGCGAAGGCAGACAUGAGUAUGAUUGCUGGUCCGGCGCCAGGUUGGAAGACGCGCACACAUAGUAGGUAUACCUCAAGGGAUCGCUCCGUGUUGCAGACAUUGCAGGAGGCCUGCACGGGUUCUGAACAAGCUAAGCGAGAGGCUUCUGCCCUUCUCCGACAACAUUUCUCUUCACGAACGGCUGCUUUUCUCGUCCCCUUACAGCGCUACCUCCAGCGACUUAUCCCUCUACCAUCGUCAUCUGCUUCUACCAACUUCCCCUCCACUCCUUAUCCCCGAUCCUCGACUUCGGGCGCGUUUCCCCCUACGCCGCUCCCUAAGUCCUCCAAUUCCGCACUAUUUCCUUCCACUCCGUUUUUAAGAACCUCUGCGUCUACGGUGUUUCCAAAGUCCGCUGUGUCUUUCACGUUCCCGAAGUCUAUAUCGUCAAUCACGGUCUCGACCCCGCUCUCGGUGGCUGAUUCAAAGGACGCCUUAUGGAAAAGCGCGUCCCCUUCUAUACCUGCGGAAAGUUCUGGAUCUAAAGCAAAAGUAGCAUCUGGUCUCGGUAGCGGCUCACGCCCUCCGCGUCUAGACAUUGACUCCUCUGAUGGCUCACAAGAGGAACGUCCUUCCACACCGGACUCGAGUGUAUUGGCGUCUACUCCAUCGGCAACAACCCAGGCAUCGACUCCAACGUCUACGCUCCCGCGGCUCGCGCCCUUCAGUGAGCGCGCGUUUUUGGCGUCGUUGAAGAGUGCGAGUGGACCACUUGCGCUGCCGUUCAAGUCUACGGGAAAAGCGCGUGAUUUUUAUGCAAGAUGGAUCCGCACGCCUGGGUUUGGACUCUGGAUCGCUCGGCAGGAGGAAGCAGUAGACCGUGUACUGGGGAGGACAUAG
Messenger RNA from Fibroporia radiculosa, 2079 nucleotides. RefSeq lists its product as uncharacterized. Gene Ontology annotation, molecular function: guanyl-nucleotide exchange factor activity. Gene Ontology annotation, cellular component: recycling endosome. The record is from RefSeq and is a predicted model, not a curated record. The transcript is spliced from 9 exons. NCBI's taxonomy places the organism in Eukaryota, Fungi, Basidiomycota, Agaricomycetes, Polyporales, Fibroporiaceae. The coding region runs from base 1 to 2079 and encodes 692 amino acids.